This is a messenger RNA of Fusarium subglutinans, 1812 nucleotides long. RefSeq names its product L-ascorbate oxidase. Gene Ontology annotation, molecular function: oxidoreductase activity; copper ion binding. The record is from RefSeq and is a predicted model, not a curated record. Bases 1 to 1812 code for a protein of 603 amino acids. NCBI's taxonomy places the organism in Eukaryota, Fungi, Ascomycota, Sordariomycetes, Hypocreales, Nectriaceae. The transcript has 3 exons.
AUGAAGUUCAAUCUUUUGGCUGUGUUGCCAUUGUUGGCUUUGGCAGCGGCCAAAUGCAAAGUGCACGAUCAGACGUUUACCCCAGAUUAUGUGCUUGAGGCUACGCUAGAGGACAUCAAAAUCAAUUGCAACUCUCGUCAAUCGGUCGUUUUCAACGGGACUUUUCCGGGGCCUACGCUGCACCUCAAGGAAGAACAAACAGUCUGGAUCCGAGUCUACAAUCGCGUGCCAGGCCAGAACCUCACUGUUAGUCAGCACUGGCAUGGAUUAAGCCAGCGCGCCGCACCAUUUUCCGACGGUACACCUCUUGUCAGCCAAUGGCCCAUCCCCGCGAAUAAUUUCUUCGAUUAUGAAAUUCGACCUGAGCGUGGAGAUGCGGGAACGUACUUUUAUCACUCGCACGUUGGGAUCCAGAGCCUGACGGCGCAUGGAGUCUUGAUCGUCAAGGAUGCCGAUAAACCGGAAUACAAGUACGAUGGAGAUCUCGCAUUUAUUGUUGCUGAUAACUACGCUGCGUCAGAUGAGACAAUUGAGGCGGGUCUUCUUGGAGAUCCGUUCAAAUGGUCUGGUGAACCUCAAGCGAUUACUAUCAACGGCAAUUCUGGAAAUCAGAGCUUCGAUACUGCUGCUGACGUUAGCUGCACGCCUCAUGUCAUUCAAGUUGACCCUGGCAAGACGUAUCGCAUGCGAUUUAUCAGCGCGACUGCUUUGUCGAUGAUCAAGCUUGGAAUUGACGGGCACGACAAGCUGACUGUCAUUGAAGCUGAUGGUUCGUACACCAAGCCCGCCAAGAUAGAUCACGUCCAAGUUUCAUCCGGCCAGCGCUUCAGCUAUCUGUUGAAGACCAAGUCUGCAAAGGAUGUCUGCCAUGGAGAAGAUUCGCAGUUUUGGGUCAGGUAUGAAAGCCGUGACCGACCGAAGCAGAUCAGUGGUUAUGCUAUUCUGAGGUAUAAGUGUCCUAAAGGACCAAAGCUACCGAGGACCCUGCCACCCUCGUCACCUGUUGUCUUGCCCAACGUGACGUACGACUACCUUGAAUACAAGCUCGAGGGGCUUUCGAAGUAUAACAACGAGGCCUUCCCUCGCUUGAGCGAGGUUACCAGGACGGUGACUAUUCAGAUCAAUCAGGUCCUGACCACUGGACAAUAUGAGAACGGAACAUUGAACGGCACACUUGUCUGGGCUCAAAAUGGUCUUCCUUGGAAGGAAAGUGUCCAAGCAGAACACAACCAGGUCCCAUAUCUCAUCCAAGUCUACGAAACCGGCCAGACACCUAACUAUACCCUUGCUGUGGAGCACGGCGGUUUCGACCCCAACACGAAAGUCUUCCCAGCCAAGGUGGGCGAAGUCUUGGAUAUUGUGUGGCAGAACAACAACGGUCUUACAGGAGGCUGGGACUUCCACCCAAUGCAUGUGCACGGCUACCAUGUCUAUGACUUAGGCUCGGGAAAUGGCACUUACGAUGCGCGUGAGAACGAGAAGCACUUCAAGAACUUCACGCCUGUUCUUCGAGACUCGACUAAUCUGUAUCGCUACGCCGUCAAGGGCGUGCCUCAUCAUACAGCUGGUUGGAGAGCCUGGAGGAUCAAGAUCACCGAGGAGAACAUCGGAGCUUGGAUGAUGCACUGCCAUAUUUCUCAGCAUCAGGUCAUGGGUAUGGCGACGGUUUGGGUGUUUGGCGAUGCACAGGAGAUCAAGGGCAAGUUCCCUGCUCUGCCGUACUCGCAGGGUUAUCUGAACUAUGGCGGUAGUGCGUAUGGUACUGGUUCUAAGGCUCCAGUUGUCAACCACUAUUAUAGUGAUGAUAACUAG